This is a messenger RNA of Daktulosphaira vitifoliae (grape phylloxera), 1373 nucleotides long. RefSeq names its product phosphate carrier protein, mitochondrial-like. Lineage: Eukaryota; Metazoa; Arthropoda; Insecta; Hemiptera; Phylloxeridae. The record is from RefSeq and is a predicted model, not a curated record. Gene Ontology annotation, cellular component: mitochondrial inner membrane. Gene Ontology annotation, molecular function: phosphate transmembrane transporter activity. The transcript has 7 exons. The coding region runs from base 212 to 1225 and encodes 337 amino acids. Gene Ontology annotation, biological process: mitochondrial phosphate ion transmembrane transport.
CCUUGUGCAAAUCUUCAUUGCCAUUGAUGAUUCUAUUUCAUGAAUCGUUGACAUUGAUAUUCAAAUUAUGCUCGACUAAUGGCUUAAAUUCAAAAAGAAUAAUUCAUUAACCGAUGCUUGUUAGUGUAUCACCAAAGCGUGACACCUAAACAUCCUCUUUGACUAUUAGCAUUCCAACCACCCUGUUGUUUUGUUUAAGAUAUUCGCCAUUAUGUAUCCACCGUCAUCUCAGCAAAUUGUAGAAGCUUCGAAGACGUUUCCACCAAACAUUUUCAAAUCUUCUAUUAUGGCUGCCGUUUCAGAGGAUAGCUGUGAUUUUGGUAGCAACAAGUAUUUUUUGUUGUGUGGUCUGGGUGGAUUCCUGUCAUGUGGUAUUACUCAUACAAUGGUAACUCCUUUGGAUUUAGUCAAGUGUCGUUUACAAGUUGACCAAGCCAAAUAUAAAAACGUCGUUAAUGGUUUUAAAGUUUCUCUAAAAGAAGAUGGUGUAAAAGGGUUAGCAAGAGGAUGGGCCCCAACUUUCCUAGGAUACGCCGCACAAGGUUCAUUUAAGUUUGGUUUGUAUGAAGUUUUCAAAGUUUACUAUUCAGACAUCCUUGGCGAAGAAAAUUCUUAUCUGUACAGAACUCCUUUGUACUUGGCAGCGUCUGCCUCAGCCGAAUUUUUCGCUGAUAUUGCUCUCAGCCCUUUUGAAGCUGCUAAGGUACGUAUUCAAACACAACCGGGUUUUGCGACCACUCUGAGAGAAGCAGUGCCAAAAAUUUACCAAGCUGAAGGUUUCAACGGAUUUUACAAGAGUUUGGUACCUUUGUGGAUGAGGCAGAUGCCAUACACUAUGAUGAAGUUUGCCUGUUUUGAAAAGACUAUUGAAUUGUUAUACCUAUAUGUUAUUCCAAAACCAAGAGCUCAGUGUACCAAAGGAGAACAAUUGGUUGUAACUUCAGCAGCUGGUUAUAUUGCUGGAGUAUUUUGCGCCGUAGUGUCUCAUCCCGCUGAUACAUUAGUAUCCAAGUUAAAUCAAGCUAAAGGUGCUACUGUUGCUGACAUUGUCAAGAAAAUUGGUUUUAUGGGAUUAUGGCAAGGGUUAGGACCCCGAAUCAUAAUGGUUGGUACACUAACAUCAGCACAAUGGUUCAUUUAUGACGCAGUCAAAGUUUACCUUAGAUUACCUAGACCACCACCACCAGAGAUGCCAGAAUCAUUGAAAAAUAAAUUACGCCAAUAAUAAUUAUUACUGAAUUUAUUGUUGAUUUUGUAUAAUAUAUUAUUUAUAUCCUUUAGUUUUGUGAUAUUUUAAAGUUAUAUUAAAUGUGUGAUUUCCAAUUUUAGAUCAUUAUAAAAACCAUUUUAAAAAAUACAUGUUUGUUAUUUUA